This is a messenger RNA of Magallana angulata, 935 nucleotides long. RefSeq names its product fibrinolytic enzyme, isozyme C-like. Gene Ontology annotation, biological process: proteolysis. Gene Ontology annotation, molecular function: serine-type endopeptidase activity. The coding region runs from base 20 to 883 and encodes 287 amino acids. The record is from RefSeq and is a predicted model, not a curated record. The transcript has 6 exons. Lineage: Eukaryota; Metazoa; Mollusca; Bivalvia; Ostreida; Ostreidae.
CAGGUGUGGUAGGCGCUUUAUGGAGGGGACACGACCAGUGCCACAUAAAUACCCGGAUCUGUCUAUUACAGGUAAGUCAUACUUGUCCAACAUGAUCGCUAUCACCCUCAUCUCUGUGAUUGCCGCGGCAAGUGCCACCAAGUAUUUGGAUCCCACCCACGUGCGAAUUGUGGGCGGGGCCGAGGCGAGUGAGAAUGAAUGGCCGUGGCAGGUGUCGCUGCAGGCCCAGCCCUACUCCUUCUUCCCCUGGUCCCACUUCUGUGGGGGGUCCCUGAUAGCGCCCAACUACGUCCUCACCGCCGCUCACUGCGUGGACGGACAGAGAGCCAGAAAUAUCCGCGCCGUGGCAGGCUUACACCGUCAGUCCGACACCACCACCUCGCAGGCCCUGGCUGUCAACAGAAUCAUCAUGCACCCAGACUACAAUGGUAACGGAGCUGGAUUCCCUAACGAUAUUGCCCUGCUUGAACUGUCUGGAGAGGUUACCUCCAACAGAGCCGAGAUUAUUGGCCUCGCCCGAGGAACCAGCAGCUUUAUUGGCAACCCCGACUGCUGGAUUACAGGGUGGGGAAAGACAUCAGCAAACAGCGGUACAGCUGAGGUACUAAUGGAGGCCCAAAUGGAUGUCAUUGACAACGGAAACUGUGCCGACCAAUGGAGAGCGGUUUCCGGUGCAUCCAUAUUUGACACGCACAUCUGCAUAGAAGCAGAGGGCAGAUCAGCUUGUAAUGGGGAUUCCGGAGGACCCCUGGUUUGUAAGGAUAACGGAGCUUACGUUUUGGCGGGAGCUACGUCAUGGGGAAUCACCACGUGUGAAGGAUUCCCCAGCGUUUACGUACGAGUCAGCAAAUACCUUGACUGGAUCAACGCCAAUAUGGCCUAAACGUUAUUCAUUCUUGUAACCAAUCUCAAUUAAAAUAUAUUAUAAACAACAA